AUGGUUCAUCCAAUGACAAGUGAAGACUUGUGGCCUAAGUGUCAUAGGCCUCCUUUGAUGCCACCACUUUAUCACAAACAACUUGGGAGACUAAGGAAGAAGAUGAUUAGGUCGGCAGGUGAACAACCAAGCAAAUCUAAUCCUACAGCCACCAAGUUGCAGAGACAAGGAGGCCAUAAUAGGAGGAGCUGCCCUAAGGCAAAAGAAGGUAGAAGCAGUCAGGUCCCAUGUAAAAGAAAGGUGAAGAAAUCUGCCCAAGAUACGACAUCAACCAAAAGGGUUACAAGACAAUCAAGAGCCAAGCAACCUCCCAAGCUUCCCAAAUUGCCCCAGCCCCAGCAUCUCAAACUGCCUCACCUUCAAAAACUGCCCAAGCAUCUCAAAGUGGCCAAGCUUCAGAAACUCCCAAAAAAAAAGAGGUUUAAGUCUCCUGCAAAGAGGAUGAAAUUUCCCAACAAGAAGUAUGGUUCUCAAACUCUGCAAGGCUCUCAAUCUGUGCAAGGAACUGAAUCUGUGCAAGCUUGUCCAGUUUCUCAAACUGGCCAAAGUUCUCAACCUGCCCAAACUUCUCAAAUUGUGCAAGGAUCUCAACCAAGUGCAAGCUCAUCACACCCUUUUGCCAGUGGCACAAGAAAAAAGAUGUUCAAAUCUCCUGCCAAGAGGAAGAAAUUUACCAAUCAGAAGGAUUUGUUGGAUGGGUAUCAGCCUUGGAGAUUCUGA
Messenger RNA from Prunus armeniaca (apricot), 720 nucleotides. Lineage: Eukaryota; Viridiplantae; Streptophyta; Magnoliopsida; Rosales; Rosaceae. The record is from the annotation of a GenBank genome assembly.